Molecule: messenger RNA, 668 nt
Organism: Salvelinus namaycush (lake trout)
Lineage: Eukaryota; Metazoa; Chordata; Actinopteri; Salmoniformes; Salmonidae
Product: protein phosphatase inhibitor 2-like
Exons: 5
Coding region: 8-646 (212 amino acids)
Biological process (GO): regulation of signal transduction
Molecular function (GO): protein phosphatase inhibitor activity
Source: RefSeq, a predicted model, not a curated record
UGUCACCAUGUUGGAUGGAGGUGCAGGCACCAGUACAUCAGGAGAACAGAUAUGUCUGUGUAUGAGUAAGAGGAAGAAGAGCCAGAGCUGGAAUGAGAUGAGUAUUAUGGCCACUCAGCCUCCCUACACAGACAACCCCUGGAUGAAGGCAGAUGAUGGGUUCACUGCCUCUGUUGCAUGGCAGUCCCUGUCCCUCAGGGAUAAGGCAGGACCCAGCCACAGCACUACCAGCACCUCUUACAGCCAGCCUCCGUGCUCUCCACUGAAGCCUGGGAAGAAUUCAUCAGCCUCAACUCAGUAUCCAGACCGAAACCAAUUAGAUCAACCUAAGGACACCUCACAACACGGGAUGAUGGGCCCGUCAAAACAGGCAAUAGAGGCAAAGGCUAUGGCCACAGAGGAGAGUGCAGACAUAGAUCUCUACGUGAGACCCAGCUUUGAAGAGCUGAGGAAAGCCCACUUCAGAGAAGACAAAGAGGUGCUCCUGGCUCGGAGAUCCAUAGACAAAGAUGAUGAUGAGGAUGACGAUACGGAGAACACAGAUUAUACCGUCCCCAAGCCAAACUAUUGCAGCUGCACCUCCAGUGGUAGGGGAUACGCAGCACCGAUGAGCAAGCGGACACAGACAGGUGAGUUGCACACAUGAUAUGACACUGUAAUGAACAUGA